Molecule: messenger RNA, 1661 nt
Organism: Octopus sinensis (East Asian common octopus)
Lineage: Eukaryota; Metazoa; Mollusca; Cephalopoda; Octopoda; Octopodidae
Product: transcription initiation factor IIE subunit beta-like
Exons: 1
Coding region: 353-1222 (289 amino acids)
Biological process (GO): transcription initiation at RNA polymerase II promoter
Cellular component (GO): transcription factor TFIIE complex
Source: RefSeq, a predicted model, not a curated record
UCCUUCUUAUUUGAUCUAAAGUGAAAAUCAAAUAUCCUUCGUUCUGGCAUCUUUAAUGCCUUGUUAAUUCACGAAGCGUCUUUAAUAUCCGGUAUUAGUUUAGUUGAGAGAAAAUAUUAUUGGACACCGUCUAACUGGGAGAGACACUCGAAUAGUUACACCGGUAGAUCCAUCAUUAAUCCUGUUAUUAAUUAAUUGUGAGUUGAUAAUUUGUUAAACGGUUCUUUGUUUUGGUCUGGAUAUUUGUAUGUAAAACAGUUUUUUGGAAUAUUUACGGUUCCCAUUAUUCCUAUGUGUUUAUAAAUAGUGAAUGUUUGACCGUAAUUCCACAGAAAUUUAAAAGUUGGGCACAAUGGAUCCUGCCCUGAUAAAAGGACAUGCAUCGUUCUUGGCCCGAGCCCGCAGCCAACCUAUUGUGGAAAAAAGGAAGAAUCAGCACAAGGAUGAAAAUAACGAAUCACUUGCGAAGAAACAAAAAUCUUCCAAACCGCCAAAACCGAAACCAAUUUCAAACGCCGAAACUUACGACUACAAAACUGCCAAAGGAAGUUCCCAGUAUAAGUUUAGUGUUUUGGCCAAAAUAGUUAAACAUAUGAAAACUCGACAUCAAAAAGGCCAUGUCCAUCCUUUGAAUAUUGAGGACAUACUCGACGAAACUAACCAGUUGGAUUUGGGAAGUAAGCAAAGACACUGGCUUGUAACAGAAGCUUUGAUUAAUAACCCGAAAAUAGAGGUUGUCGAUGGAAACACGUAUAUCUUUAAACCCAAAUAUAAUAUUCGUAAUAAAAAAGGGUUAAUGAAUCUGUUGAAGAACCAGGACCUUCAUGGUCUCGGUGGUGUUCUUGUCGAUGACAUUGAAGAAUCGAUUCCAAAUGCUCCGAAAGUAUUCAAAGUGUUAGCUGAUCAUAUUAUUUUCGUAGCAAGACCAAUUGACAAAAAGAAAAUACUCUUCUACAAUGACAAAUAUUGUCAAUUUAAGAUUGAUGAAGAUUUUCGAAAAAUGUGGAGAAGUGUAACUGUGGAAGGUUUGGAUGAGCAGAAAAUUGAAGAAUAUCUCGAAAAACAAGGAAUAAGUUUAAUGCCAGAUGUUGGUGCGAAACGGACUCCAAUACAGAAGAGGAAAAAGCUGAAUUCUAAAAAGUCGCGGACGUUUAAGAAACAUAAUGACCAUUUACAAGGGGUUCUUGAAGAUUAUUCCGACUUGACCAACAAACAGAAGUGAAGCCGCGUUGAAGGUUGGACCACUAUGUCGACCGCUUUAAUAAUAUUGCUUGUAGACAAUCUGUAAGAUAUUUUUAUCCUGAUAUUAUUGACAUUUCCAAUAAUCAAUGUGUGUUUUGCAUUCUUUGAAGGAAACACGAAACAUCCAUUUGUAGUAAAGUACUUUUAUAUGUGGAUAUACACGUUAGGUUUUGUAUUUAAUUCAGUUAAUGUGUUACCACUUGAAACUUAAAAAAAAUUUCUCAUAUGUAUAAAUGAACACCACGCAUCCAUUUCCAAGUAAGUAUAUAUAUAUAUAUAUAUACACACACACACCUGAUACUGGGAAUAACUUCAACAUCCAUACAUAUUAUACAAAAUAUAUUUCUAGUUAAAAUGUAGUCAUUUAGAUAUUUUACAUAAAAUUAAUAAUUUUGUGAUUAAAUGUGGUGAAACUAUGA